GGACGAUGUCGUGCUGCGGCUCAUGAUGCGAUACGACAAGUCAACACUGGCACUGCCCAGGGAAGGCGGGGCCGAUGUUCUGGACUCGAGGGACUCAAUACCCUGGCAUUUUGCUGCCAAUGUCUUGGAUUACGCGAGGAUCAUGCUCGGCACCACCGAGUAUAUGACCAAGGAGUACGACCGCGAAAUCGAGGAACUCACCAAGCAGGAGAAGGAAGACGAACUGCUCUUUAAUGAAGGCAGCGAAUGGACGCAGAAGGCUAUAAAGGCGAUCGAGGCUGCCAAGGACAAAGUCAAGGAUCUCGGAGAGGUCGAGGUCGCCCUGGCAGAGGCAUCCAAGCACACCGGCUCCAGUCAACCUCGGCAGACGGAGCACGACUUUUUCUUCUAUACCUCCCCUCCCCAUCUUUACCUGUCACCCCUCGACAUACGAAUCCUCAAGACCAAGUACGGCGCUUUUUCGCAGUUCCCAUCGACCCUGCUGCCAAGAGUCGAGCACAUCUCCACUGGCAAUACUGUUGAUGAUACUCUUCGGAAGCGAGCAAAGUAUCUCGGUCACCUACCCCGUGGGUGCCUGGUCUCAUUUCUGGAAUGUGACUGGACCGACAUUGUUCCAGAGGAGAUUCUAGAGACUUUCAAGGAUGAUAUUGAAAGACGGCGCAGGAGAAAUCGCGAGAAAGAGAUCCAAGAGGAGCGCGAACGGCUUCAAGCAGAGAGGAUUGAAUCCGCUGCCUACCGCCGAGGCGCAGGUCGAACCAACCUAAGCUCUAUGGAUGAGUUCACUGUCAAGUACAGUGCCGAAGGUGAUUCGGACCGCUUAAAUCUGGACGAAUUUCAGCCACUUGGGGCUGUUGGUACCACGCCCCCAAACCCUCGGCCUGGCUUCUCGUCCCUCGCGUCGAUGUCUACCAGCCCAUCAACACAAAAGACAGUCUGGGGCACUCCAGCUCUGCCACCGUCGCCUGGACUGGGCCCCGCCAAUCCUCCACCAGCAGUGGAUGAUGGGUGGUUGAAAGAUGAUCAAUUCAUGGGAUCGCUCGGAGCAGCAGAGCUGGCUGUUGAAAUGGAAGCUCUCGGCGUAGAGAAUUUUGCGCCCGAGGGGGCGCCUGCCGGCAGCUCUAGCGGCAAAGGCAAGGGUAAGAAGAAGCAGAAACAGAAGAUCACUCUGAUGAGUACGGGUGGGAGAAGAGGGAACUAAGUCGUAGUGGUGCUGAUGGGUGUCAUUGAUGUUGAAGACCUCUAGAUCGGCUUUGAUUGGACGGUGUGCUGUCAAAUGCUCAGUUUCUCUGGAUGAAAGCAGUUCGAUUGUCAAACAGAGUUGAGCGAAGCACAGGUGACAGCUCCGGAACAGCUUUGCAGAACAGACAUCUGAAUAGCCCGCAGCCGGUGAUAGACCGGAGUGGCGGGCAAUGUCUACACUAUUUACACGUUCACAACAGGUGAAGAUGGGUUGCGAUGAGAGACCAUACUUCAAAAUCCUAUGUAACCUGGAGCGAUUUGGUUCAGAGUAGCCUGUAGACAUGAACAUACCAGAACGAUCAUAUCAUG
Messenger RNA from Cryphonectria parasitica EP155, 1548 nucleotides. RefSeq lists its product as uncharacterized. Gene Ontology annotation, molecular function: transcription cis-regulatory region binding. The coding region runs from base 23 to 1198 and encodes 391 amino acids. NCBI's taxonomy places the organism in Eukaryota, Fungi, Ascomycota, Sordariomycetes, Diaporthales, Cryphonectriaceae. The record is from RefSeq and is a predicted model, not a curated record. Gene Ontology annotation, biological process: positive regulation of transcription by RNA polymerase II. The transcript has a single exon.